Molecule: messenger RNA, 4163 nt
Organism: Phoenix dactylifera (date palm)
Lineage: Eukaryota; Viridiplantae; Streptophyta; Magnoliopsida; Arecales; Arecaceae
Source: RefSeq, a predicted model, not a curated record
UCCUACCCUGUCUUUAAACCCCUCGUCUCUCUCCGCCUCUAGGGUUAGACCGCAUCUCCUCUUUCUUUGAUGCCAAGCGUCGUAGAUCCAUGGUAGCCUCUCUCCUUAUUCUUUCUCUUCUCCGCCUUUUCUUCUAUCCAAGCUUGCGUUUUUUCCCUACUUUAAAUAGGCCUGGCGAGAACCGAAUUCGCCAAAAGUUGGAAGUUCCAGGUUUUCGCUUUCUCCCCUCGCUGUUUUUUUUUUUUGUGAUUUUGUAAGUGUUUUUCGGCCUGAGAAUAAAUAAAAAUCGCUUCUUGGUGUCGGUUUAGAGUUGAGGAUUUCGAUUGGCUUUUGUCGGGAUAGAUGAGCCGUCAGCUGAUCCAAUCUAGGGUUCUUUUGAUUUCUUGAUCGAGAGGGGUAGUCCAGCAAUGGGAGGCGAAGAGGAUGCGGCCUCCGGUCCGCUCUCUGGCAGCCGGAAAACCUUCUGGAGGUCGGCGUCGUGGUCCUCUUCCCGGAUCUCUGCGCCGGACGACUCCAGCUGUUGUUCUACCGAGGAAAAGAAUUCGACCAACGGCCAGUUCCGACGCUACCCGGCUCCUCCCCUGACCCCCAGAUCGCAGAGCGGCAAGGCCCGGUCCUGCCUCCCGCCUCUCCAGCCGCUCUCCAUCGUCCGCCGGAGCUUGGACGACUGGCCCAAGGCCAGCUGCGACGACGUUGGGGAGUGGCCGCAGCUCCCCACUCCUAGUGGGAAGGCCAGCGCCAACAAGCCCGGUGAGGGCAUGGAGCUGGAUCUGUCCUUGCUGCGGUCCCAGGUCAAGAAAGAUCAGAUCGCCUUCUUUGAUAAGGAGUGCUCCAAGGUGGCCGACCACAUCUACCUCGGUGGAGACUCCGUGGCUAGGAACCGAGAAAUCCUUCGCCGGAAUGGAAUCACCCAUGUCCUCAAUUGUGUUGGAUUCGUUUGCCCGGAGUACUUCAAGUCGGAUCUCGUUUAUAAGACCCUCUGGUUGCAGGAUAGCCCGACAGAGGAUAUCACGAGUAUAUUGUAUGAUGUGUUUGAUUACUUUGAGGAUGUCCGGGAGCAGGGCGGGAGGGUGUUGGUCCACUGCUGCCAGGGAGUGUCGCGGUCCACCUCUCUGGUUAUAGCUUACCUUAUGUGGAGGAAAGGACAGAGCUUUGAGGAUGCCUUCCAGUAUGUUAAGGCUGCGAGGGGGAUCGCUAAUCCGAACAUGGGUUUCGCCUGCCAGCUGCUUCAGUGCCAGAAGAGGGUCCAUGCAAUCCCGCUGAGCCCCAGUUCGGUGCUGAGGAUGUACCGAAUGGCACCUCACUCUUCGUAUGAUCCAUUGCAUCUAGUACCAAAGAUGUUGAAUGAUCCUUCGCCAGAUGCUUUGGAUUCAAGGGGCGCAUUUAUCAUUCAUGUCCUCUCAUCGAUUUAUGUGUGGAUCGGUAAGAAUUGCAAGCUAGUAAUGGAAAAGGAUGCAAAAGCUGCGGCUUUUCAGGUGGUAAGGUACGAGAGGGUGCAGGGGCCUAUCAUGAUGAUUGAAGAAGGGGAUGAGCCACCAGAGUUCUGGGAGGCAUUCGCAAGUGCCCCUUCAAAUUCAGACAGUGCCACAAAGAUUGACAAGGAACAGAUUGGAUCAGCAAUCAAGGCUGGCAUUGGUAAGAGGAGAGUGGAGUCAUAUGAUGGAGACUUUGAGCUUUUCUAUAAGGCAAUUACUGGAGGUGUUGUGCCAGCAUUCUCUUCUUCGGGACCAGGGCAGGAAACCAACCUUCCGGCAAGAGAAAGCAACUGGAGUAUUUUGAGGCGUAAGUUUCUAACAAAAGUUUAUUCAGAUCCUGCAUUGGUGAGGGAUAUGGAUCCCCGCAUGAACCGAGUGCAGCUUUUGACUGCAGAGGCAUCUACAUCCCCUCCUUAUCUUUCUCCUAGUUCACUUUCCUCUGACUUGAGUAUUAGCUCAAAGUGUAGUUCAGAGUCAUUUUCCAUGUCUCCUUCAACAUCCUCCUCUCAUUCGCUUACACCAUCACCUGCUUCGUCUAACUCGCCUGACCCUUUGCCACCAUCAUCCAGGCCUUCUCUCCAACCUUCAAGCAAUAUGGAACCCUUGAAGCAUUGUUGGGAAUCAGGUUCUUCUCCGUCUAAGGGGCUUGCACGCUCUAUUGCUGAAAGAAGGGGAAGCUUUUCACCUCUGAAAUUGUCAUCACUCAACAAAAAUGAUGCUCCAGUGUUAUCUCGGAAGGUGUUAAAUACAUCAUCUGCAAAUGAAGUCGUAGAUAGGAAUAAUAAUAACUGCAUGUCCAAAGAUGAUGCUUUAGACAGGGAAGAUAAUGUAGGGGAAGUUUCAGAUGUCAAGUGCACUGGUGAUUCUGCUGUUAAUAGUUCAGAAAAUAGGGUGAACUCUCAGAAAAAUCAUCUAAAUCAAGAUGAUCAAUUGCUGCCUGGUUCAACUGGAAGGGUUGAUGUUAGGUUGAAGAGUCCAAACCUGGCACAUCUCUUAGUGUAUCGCUGGCCUAGUAUGGAAGAGCUAGCAACAUUCGCUACAGAAGAUCUGGAUUCCAAAGCAGUGUUUCUUUUCUUGACUCCUAAUGCUGGUACAAGUGGAGAGUCAGGUAGGAUUUUAUAUUUGUGGGUAGGAAGGGGCUUCAAACAGGGUAAUGAUCAAACUCAACUAAAGAGCAGCCAAGAUCUAGGACAAGUUAUUCCAAAUGACUGGCACCGAGUUGGCUGUGAGUUUCUUGAUUUAAUGGGUCUGCAGAAGGACCUUCCGAUUAAGGUUGUUAAAGAACAGGAAACAGAGAAAUUUCUGGAAUUUCUGAAUUAUCGUUAAUUUUAGCACUGCAGUGAAACAUUCCAAAAACCUAACAGACUCGAUCGCUGCUCGGGUUUCUCUUUCCUCACAAUUAUCAUGCAGUGGAGUAUCACAUUUUGUUCAAAUGGCUGAAAGUGCACAAUGAUCAGUGAGUCGCAGGAGGCUGCCAGAACGUCACAUCUGUGGCUACUUCAGGUUGUGGCACGCUUGGAUAUACAUUGUCCGCUCUCCUUUCAGCUCAGAGAUGAUGAUUGUUGGAGUCCAGGGGUAGGUGGAGCCCACGGGAUCCAAAGAUUCAGUUUCAAAUAUUUCUCAGAUCCAGUCCACAUUCAACAGAGCAAGCUUAUUCUGGGAACGAAAGCACUCGAAGAGAGACGAUCGGCAGCAGCAACCUCAGGCUGCAUCACCUCCAGCAGCAGCACUGCCAUCAGAUUCAGUCGAUAUCGUCAAAAGCCCUCCCGGCUCUCACGUCCGCAUCGCGGAGAUCACGGUCUCGAUCAUGGCCAGCAUCCUCAUCAUCGUCGCGUGCAAGAGGGACGCAGCAGGGACCAUGCCAUUCGCUCUGAAAAUCAUCAUCUCGCGCAGUCCCGCCUAAAUCCCGGUCAACUGCUAUGUGCACCCUCGGAGCGUGGGGGCAGGGCACGGCGGUGAAGUGCAGGAAGCGAUGGUCCGUUUCGCCGGUGGCCAGGACCCGGCGCACGCGAGCGAAGCCUCGAAAACAGAAGGAACGCCCUUCAGGGCAGUCAUGGCGCCAGGCCAUCUGGACGAUGACCGUCAGGCCCGGCGGACCGGCCACCGUGCGGAUGCUCGGGGCGGCCGGCAGGAAUGUUCCAUCGGCCAGCUGCCAUGUUGCGAAGGUGAUCUCCAGCAUUCUUCUCUCUCUACGAGACUCGACCAACCGAUAUCCUCCUCGGAAUGGUGGAAAGCUCUCAGCCAAGCGAGCGAGACUCCUCUCCCUUUUAAUGCGUAAGAGGGGUGGGGGGCGUAAUAGCGAGCGAGAGAGCGAGCUGAGAGUUUUAAGACCGUUGGGUUUGAAUGAUGACGUAGGGUGGCAGUAACGGUAGUCUGGGAGUGCCCGAGCGGCGUGUUGUUUCGGGGGUUUAAUGGUUGAAGGGUGGGAUGGUGCUCGUUUCGAAUGCGUCCAAACCCGAAAAGGUGCAAUUGGUGUUUUGCGAGGAUUGGAAUGGUGCGCUUGAAAGAUAAUUAAUUUGUUUCAAAUGCCAAUAGUAAAAUUAGAUAGUUAUACCUCAUUAUCAAAUGCCUUGGGGCUUCAAAGCUCAACAAUAGCUUUUUCGUUAUGUGGUUAAUGAUAUUGAGACAAAGCUACAGAAAUAAAGUUCGGAUAGAAAUCAUGAUAAAGCUCAGCAGAAAUUUGAAUUA